This is a messenger RNA of Aspergillus lentulus, 840 nucleotides long. The record is from RefSeq and is a predicted model, not a curated record. NCBI's taxonomy places the organism in Eukaryota, Fungi, Ascomycota, Eurotiomycetes, Eurotiales, Aspergillaceae.
AUGGCUAACAACGAAGGGCCCAUCCGGCUUACGCCGUCAAUGAUCCCUAACUCUCCCAAUUUUGACGUCAGAGACUCAUCAUUUUUUCGCAAAUGGGAUGAGCUACCUUCCCCAAAAGAUGUCCAAGCUCAAGCCGAAGCCCAACGUCUUGCGGGAUUCAACCCAAACCCUAGGAGAGACUACCAAAGCGCCGUGCCUUAUUUUAUAAAACCACAACCCGCGGUAUUUGAAGACUUGAAUCUCCUUGUUAAGUGGGGACGCACAGAGAAUAUUUCCGAGGCCCAGGCACUAUUUGCUCUCCGGCGACUUUUGAAUGGCCUUGUUCCUUACAUCCGAGGACAGACACUGGAGCAAGCAUGGGAUAAAUUAGAGCCCGAGGAUAAGGUUUCGAUCUUCCACGAGCUGCGCACUAUAUGUGACAAUCUGCGUCGUCUUGAGCAGGACCCUUCAGAUCCGUUCGUAGUAAAGGGCCCAUUCGCGACAGUGAAAGAGUUCCAUGAUUGGUUCACAUUUCUCUGCAGAAGACGGAUGCCAGAUCCUUAUUCAGUACUGAUCGAGCCAUAUCGCUAUGAGCUGCCGGACGACUGUGCCAUCAAGUUCACCCAUGGCGAUCUCCAUCGUAGUAACAUCGUUAUCAGUUCCUCUCGGCCGUAUCGUACUCUGGCUAUUGUCGACUGGGAGCAGUCGGGCUGGUUCCCUGCUUACUGGGAGGCCCGCAAGGCGCAAUAUACUGCAUGGAUGACAGAAGAAUGGACCACGACGUAUUUGCCAAUAAUUUUAGAUAUGUACGCUGAUACUUUGGAGUCCUGGGACUACUAUACCAUUUCCAUCGGCCCUUAG